This is a messenger RNA of Cavia porcellus (domestic guinea pig), 2786 nucleotides long. It is a transcript of the gene Arhgef16, whose product is annotated as Rho guanine nucleotide exchange factor 16. The transcript is spliced from 16 exons. Gene Ontology annotation, biological process: activation of GTPase activity. The record is from RefSeq and is a predicted model, not a curated record. Gene Ontology annotation, molecular function: guanyl-nucleotide exchange factor activity; protein binding. NCBI's taxonomy places the organism in Eukaryota, Metazoa, Chordata, Mammalia, Rodentia, Caviidae. The coding region runs from base 287 to 2593 and encodes 768 amino acids.
UUUUACUGGGCGGAACCGGCGGUCGUUUCUCCCGUUUUGGUGAAGCAGUCUGAAGAGAACUCCAUGUUCCAGUCGUAGUGGAACGCCGCUGUCAGCACAGCGAUGAUCGUGGCCAGCCUGACAGCUUGAGGGAAAAUGACAAGGGACAUCCUGUCCAGACCGAGCCGUGGCACAGAGCCUCACCGGGCCACCACAGGAGCCAGUACCUGGGUUCCCACCCGAGAGGCGUCCCUGCUCCGGGGCCAUCGGUUCAUCACAUUCGAGGAGCUUGCGGCCACCCAGCAGCAUGUCCCAGCGGCACUCGGACAGCUCCUUGGAGGAGAGGCUGCUAGAAUACCGCUUCCACUCGGAGCUGCAACUGGACGCCAAUGGCAACCCCCGGGCCAAGCUUCCCAUUGUCCGGGGCACCCUACAUCCCAAGACCAAUGAUGCCUUUGAGCCAGAGUCCUCAGUGCCCCCACUGUCACCGGCAGAGAACAAGGAGCCACGGGCCAUCGUCCUGAGCACACAGAGCCCUGCAGCCCUCAAGAUGGGCACUCAGCAGCUCAUCCCCAGGAGCCUUGCUGUGGCCAGCAAGGCCAAGACCCCAACCCGCCACCAGAGCUUCGGGGCAGCCAUGCUCAGCAAGGAGGCCGCACGGCGGGACCCCCAGCUCCUCUCAGCCCCCAGCUUCUCCCUGGACGACAUGGACAUGGACGUGGGCCCUGGGGGGGCACUGAGUCGAAACCGGCGGAACCAGUCUUACCGGGAAGCCAUGCGGGGGCUGGGGUCCCUGAGCAGCCAGGGGGGCUCCAACGCACUCAGCCCCAAGCUCCAGACUCUGGCUGAGGAGCCCAGCCAGCCAGCUACCCAGUGCCCAGCCAAAAACAAGAGGACGCUGGGCCGGAACCGUUUGCACAAGGGCUCCUUCAAGGACGACCCCCAAUUCUACCAGGAGAUCCUGGAGCGGGGCCUGAACACCAGCCACGAGUACGAUGACGAGGGGACCCAGGGGGCAGAUAGCACCAUUGUGGUCCAGAGCUACCGGCCCGCCCAGGUCACCUGGAGCCAGCUCCCUGAGGUGGUGGAGUCGGGCAUCCUGGACAAACUGAGCACUGAGGAGCGCAAGAGGCAGGAGGCCAUCUUCGAGAUCAUCACAUCCGAGUUCUCCUACCUGCACAGCCUGAACAUUCUGGUGGCCCAGUUCCUGCGGUCCCCGGAGCUGCGGGCCACCAUGACGCAGAUGGACCACCACCAUCUCUUCUCCAACAUCCUGGACGUGCUGGCCGCCAGUCAGAAGUUCUUCAAGGCCCUGGAGCAGCGGCACCAGGCGCAGCUGUGCGUGGAGGACAUCAGCGACAUCCUGGAGGAGCACGCAGAGAGGCGCUUCUCCCCCUACGUGGUCUACUGCUCCAACGAGGUCUACCAGCAGCGCACACUGCAGAGGCUGACGGACAGCAGCGCCACCUUCCGUGAGGCCCUGCGGGACAUCGAGAAGCGGCCAGUGUGUGGGGGCCUGCCCAUGAUCUCCUUCUUGAUCCUGCCCAUGCAGCGGGUGACCAGGCUGCCCCUCCUGACCGACACCCUCUGCCUGAAGUCGCAGGGCCACCCUGAAAGGUUCAAGGCUGCCAGCCAAGCCCUGAAGGCCAUCAGCAAGCUGGUGAGGCGGUGCAAUGAGGGGGCACACACCAUGGAGCGCACGGAGCAGUUGUACACACUGCACACGCAGCUGGACUUCAGCAAGGUCAAGUCCUUCCCGCUGAUCUCUGCCUCCCGCUGGCUGCUGAAGCGAGGUGAGCUCUUCCUGAUGGAGGAAGCCGGGCUCUUUAGGAAAAUCACCAGCCGGCCCACCUGUUACCUGUUCCUGUUCAAUGACGUCCUGAUCAUCACCAAGAAGAAGAGCGAGGACAGCUAUGUGGUCCAGGACUACGCUCAGUUGGACCACGUCCAGGUCCAGAAGCUGGAGCCCUCGGAGGUCUCCACACCGGGAGGCGGCAACCGCAGCUCCACCGUGCCCCACCCCUUCCACGUGACCCUGCUGCGGAACAGCGAGGGCCGGCGGGAACAGGUCCUGUUGUGCUCGGACUCUGCGGCUCACCUACAAGGAGAGGCAGUGGCAGGACCCCAUCAACAAAGGAGAGCUGGCCCAGGUGGAGAUCACCAAGGCCUACUUCGCCAAGCAGGCGGACGAGAUCACGCUGCAGCAGGCCGAUGUGAUGCUGCUCAUGGGCUGGGAAGACGGGUGGAUGUAUGGGGAGCGCCUCCGCGACGGCGAGGAGGGCUGGUUUCCCGAGGACCUCGUCCGCCACAUCACCAGCCCCGUGGCCAUGGAGAGCAACGUGCGCAGGAUGGAGCGGCUGCGGGUGGAGACCAACGUGUAGCCACAGCCACUCCAGGGCAGCCUGCGGCAGGCACAGCAUCUACCCCGACCACAGGCGGCCUGCCUGGCUCCGGGCCGCAGACGGAGGAGUGUGUCCGUGCUCCGGAAGGAGCCCUGGGACAAGAUCACGGGGCCACCAGUGAGCAUCCACCAUGGGCCAUGUGUGGCAGGAGCCCAGCUCCUGGCCACGGUACCCCCGCCAAGCUGGGCCCCAAGGUCCUCACCCAAGGCUGACGGGGAUUAAGGACCAUUGUGGCCGUCCCCUGGGACACUUCAGGGACCAUCUCCCCACUGGUCUUCCUGCCCGCAAGUGGACAAGGGACCUUGGGUACCCAGUGGUGCCCGAGUUCUCAUCUGGGUCACAGGAGGGGAAGAGACCUCAGCUUUGAGCUUUUAAACCACAUAAUUAAAGUGUUUCUUUAAAGCA